This is a messenger RNA of Capronia epimyces CBS 606.96, 927 nucleotides long. RefSeq lists its product as uncharacterized. Gene Ontology annotation, molecular function: mRNA binding. Gene Ontology annotation, cellular component: ribonucleoprotein complex; cytoplasm; nucleus. Lineage: Eukaryota; Fungi; Ascomycota; Eurotiomycetes; Chaetothyriales; Herpotrichiellaceae. The record is from RefSeq and is a predicted model, not a curated record. The transcript has 6 exons. The coding region runs from base 1 to 927 and encodes 308 amino acids.
AUGGCCGAUGUCUCCUCUACAAGGCUCUAUCUGGGCAACCUUCCGCGGAAUAUCACGAAACAGGAUAUUCAGGACCACUUUGGCACCCAUGGCACAGAUUCCAUCAAGGAAAUCAAGCUGAUGAAUGGCUUUGGGUUCAUUGAAUAUGAGGAUCCAAUGGAUGCGCGAGAUGUCGUCCCAGAUGGAACAGAAUUCAAGGGUGAACGCCUGACCGUCCAAUUUGCUCGUGGUCCUCGUCGCAAGGACGACUUCAAUGGUCCCUCGGAUCGCAAUGUUCCACGACCACGUCGUACCGUCUAUCGCAUGCAAGUCACUGGACUACAACCGGAAACUAGUUGGCAGGAUCUGAAAGAUUUCGCCCGCAACUCUGGUCAACUGGACGUUGUCUAUUCCGAGACUGGUCGGGAACGUGAUGGAAAAGGCUUUGUCGAAUUCGAAACCCAAGCCGACCUCAAGACUGCCGUUGAAAAGCUAGACGGCCAGACAUUCAAAGGUGCCGAAGUUCACUGCACGGCUGAUAUCCAAGAUGAGCGACCCGAUCAACGAAGUUACCGACAGAGAUCUCCUCCUCGAGGCCGACAUGGUCCAGGGGAUGAUUAUCAUGACCGCCGUGGCCCUGCUCGUGGCUGGAGCCCUCGAGGUUACCGUGAGCGUUCACCUGGACGUCGCCCUCCUCCCGAUGACUACUAUGAUCGAGGCUACGACCGAGGCUAUGGAAGGCGCACCCCGCCGAGAGACUACGCGCCACCUCCACCAAGAAGAUAUGAGGGAGAUCCAUACGAUCCCCGGGGCCCACCGCCACCACCUGUGCGAGGCUACGGAGAUCCGUAUGGUAGGAACGGAGAUCCGUACCCCCGUCCCAGGAGCCCGCCUCGAGGUUAUGGCUACGGUGGUGGUUACGGCACCUACGAUGACCGUCGAUACUAG